Messenger RNA from Aspergillus lentulus, 1569 nucleotides. Lineage: Eukaryota; Fungi; Ascomycota; Eurotiomycetes; Eurotiales; Aspergillaceae. The record is from RefSeq and is a predicted model, not a curated record.
AUGGAUUCCGACGCCGACUCAACGAAGCUGUCACUGGAUGGCAAAGCAGAAGCCGUCCAUCAAGAGCAUCUCGGCGAUGAGAGUCCAGACGACUCGAUUGAGAUGACCGACCCGGGAAAGACUGUCUGGUUAAUUGCCUGUACAGUGUCCAUGGGAGGGUUCCUGUUCGGGUACGACACUGGCGUCAUCUCUGCUGUACUGGUCAGCCUGGGAACAGAGCUGGGCAAAGCCCUAUCCUCUAGCGAGCAAGAGCUGAUCACUUCCAUCACCUCCGGAGGCGCUCUGAUCGGCGCAGUGCUAGCCGGUCUAACGUCUGACAAGUACGGACGCAAGCUCGGCAUCUACGUGGGCUGUGCGCUCUUUGUUGUUGGCACCGUGAUCCAGGCCGCUGCGUACUCCAUAGCCCAAAUGACGGUUGGACGGCUGAUCGUUGGGUUUGGUGUCGGCAACGCCGCCAUGAUCAUCCCGCUGUAUAUCGGCGAGAUGGCGCCUGCUCGAUUCCGCGGCCGGUUGAUCGUCUUCGAUAAUCUCUGUGUGGCGUUCGGUCAGUUUGUGUCAUACGCACUCGGCGCUGCGUUUACGGAUGUAACUCAUGGCUGGAGGUACAUGGUCGGUAUCGGGGCGAUUCCAGCCCUGAUGCUGGGCGCCGCAAUGCCUUGGUGUCCCGAGACUCCUCGCCAAUUGAUCUCGCAUAGCCGUGGCGAAGAGGCACGGCAAGUGUUGAAACGGAUCUUCCCACAAGCCACCGAUCAGCAGGUCGAUGCAAAAGCCCGGCUGAUUCAGCAUUCUAUUGAAGAAGCGGCGGUGUCUGUCUCGGAGAGGAGCCUUUGGUGGCAGAUGAAGCAGCUCUUCACGGUGCGCGAGAACGUGCGCGCCCUCGUCACGGCCUGCAUGGUCAUGGCCAUAUCCCAGCUGGGCGGGUUCAACACGCUCAUGUACUAUUCCGCCACGCUUUUCUCCAUGGUAGGCUUCAACAAACCCACCGCGGUGUCGAUGGUGGUUGGCGCGACGAACUUUCUGUUCGGCUUCGCCAAUUUCUUCUCCAUCGAUCGUUUUGGCAGACGCGUGGUCCUCUUGAUCACUUCCCUCUCUCUAGUAGUCGCCGCCAUUGCCUUCCACUGGAUUCCCGUCAACCACGACCUCACCGUAGUCCAAACGCAACAAAUGAGCUGGGCCAGUAUCCUCCUUCUUGUGACCAUCAUCAUCUACGUCGCCUUCUUCGCCGCCGGCGUCGCCCCAAUCGCAUGGGUUGGCACGGAGUUCCUCCCGCUGGAAGUCCGCGCGCUCGGCACGAUGAUGAACACGGUGACCUGCUGGGGCUGCAACAUUAUCAUCUCGUCGACGUUUCUGUCGAUGAUGAAGGCCAUGACGCCGAGCGGGGCGUUUGGUUUCUAUGCUGGGAUUUGCUUUGUCGGCUGGGUGUUUGUCAUCUUCUGUUAUGCGGAGGUGCAUAAUAUGCCGCUGGAGUCGGUGCGGGAGGUGUAUACACAUGGCUUUGGGGUUAAGUAUGCCAAACAGCUGCAGAUGGAGCGGAAGCAUCGGGAAAGGCAGAAGUCGGUGGAUGCCUGA